Messenger RNA from Ustilago hordei, 1278 nucleotides. RefSeq lists its product as uncharacterized. The record is from RefSeq and is a predicted model, not a curated record. NCBI's taxonomy places the organism in Eukaryota, Fungi, Basidiomycota, Ustilaginomycetes, Ustilaginales, Ustilaginaceae. The coding region runs from base 1 to 1278 and encodes 425 amino acids. The transcript has a single exon.
AUGAGUCGGUCACAAGGUGCUGUUAUCGACCUUACCGAGGAAUCACCUCCAGCUAACACGAGACACUGGUUCUCUAGCUUUGGAGCCGCGCCCGGACCCGGCACCCAUAUCCUUGAAUGGUCUUUCGGAUCGCAUGCGCAUCCAUAUCCCUCCGAUAGCUUUGGCAGAGACACCGCCUCAUCAUCAAGCGCUCAACGUGCAGCGAGGCCCGCUGUUGACCCCAUCGUAGUUGGGAGCGAUGACGAGGAUGAAGAAGACGUGAGCUUCACCAUCACCGGACAGUCCGAGCCGAUUAGACGCACAUAUCAUCUUCAACGCUCUGUACCCUUGAAUUCUCCUGCAGCUUCUUCUACUCGUCCUUCAUCAGCUUCCGCCGGCUCGUCGCUUCGAUUCCACGAUAGCAUCGGCCGAGGCCCUCAUGGGUCAGGUUCGCGCAUCCCGCAAAGCAUCGGUAUGCUCGGUUCUUCUUCAGCAGCGCAGCACCCGCUCUUACCGCAACAUCGUGCUGCUUUACCAUCUGCCAGUGCAACAGCAGCUAGGAGGGGCGGUGGGGCUAUCCCGCCUACUAGGUCAGAUGGGGGUUUCAUGCCGCGCCUCAGUGGGGAGUUCUCUUUCGGAGGCAUGGCAGGAUUUGGUUUUGGUCCAUCAUACAGCAUGGAAGUGAUAGGCAACUUGAUACGCGGACUACAAAGCAACGCAGGUGCCGGUCAUCAGCAGGGUCCAGAACGCAAAGUUCCGCAAGAUUACGAUCCAAAGUGGACUCAUCCAUAUGAGGUUGAAUCUGGCUUCACACACAACAUCAUUGAGCCGCCGGUCGACCUAGAUACCUACUUUGACGACAAGGCUGUUGUGACGGGACCUUUGCCGGAUACUACACCAAUUUGCCCAUGCUGUCGCCAUGCACUUGUGACAGGCGCCAGCGGAGAUGAGAGGAUUUGGGUGUUGCCGUGUGGACAUGUGAUUGACGGGCGGUGUGUUGACAAGCUCAGUGGAAUCGCUCCACCGCUGGGUCCAGAUGCUGUUGUCGCCGAAAGGACUUCAGGCAAGGGUAAAGGCAAGGCGAAGGCUGUUGAAUUACCAGAGGAUGAGCCACCGGCAAAGGCUUCCAGAACAUCCUCACGCAAUCGACCAACAGCUUCUGCCCCUGCUACGGCGAAAGAGGUCACACCCAAGAAGCCAAAGAAGCCCAAGCGAUUCACCUGUCCCGUUCAAGGCUGUAGACAGCGAUGCACCAAAGAGCCUGGCAGCAAGUAUUCGGCUUGGGAGGUCUUUGUCUGA